This is a messenger RNA of Labeo rohita (rohu), 3321 nucleotides long. It is a transcript of the gene tgm1l3, whose product is annotated as transglutaminase 1 like 3. The coding region runs from base 403 to 2964 and encodes 853 amino acids. Gene Ontology annotation, biological process: peptide cross-linking. NCBI's taxonomy places the organism in Eukaryota, Metazoa, Chordata, Actinopteri, Cypriniformes, Cyprinidae. The record is from RefSeq and is a predicted model, not a curated record. Gene Ontology annotation, molecular function: protein-glutamine gamma-glutamyltransferase activity. The transcript has 17 exons.
AGUGAGGAUGCUUAAAGAUUAACCCGUAAACUAAAGCAGGAGUGACGGAGAAUUUGAGUGACAGCUGCGUGCACCAAUCCAGACGCGCACUCUUCAACUAUGAUAACCCUGAAUGUCAAUGCUGCCCUCUAGAGAAAGACAUCAUGUUUGGAAGUUGAAUUGUACCUUUGUGCAGGCAUUCGACCUGCAGCUGCUUUGGCCCCUUUGACCUCCAUCCUGCAUGAGGAAGUGUGUCUUCCUCUUACUAAGGCUGAUCCCACAGUAAUACAUAAAACAUUUUCUUCCAAGAAACUGCUUCAAAACAAGUCUUAUGCAACCAGGCAAGAUAAAGACAUCAUACUUUAUGAGGGCAAAAAUCUCUUCAAGAUUCAACAUUGAUCAGGAGCAAGAAGCACAAACAUCAUGUCUUUCAUACAGUAUGGCCUGAACAACAACUUCUGCCAAAUCGGCCGUUUCCCACCCGUCAAACUGGACAAUUUCUGGAGAGGGUGUCGCUACAUGCCGGUUUACAGUGACCCUUGCGUGAAACCUGUCAUCAAACCUUGUGUGGAUCCAUGUGGGAAACCUGUCAUCAAUCCUUGUGUGGAUCCAUGUGGGAAACCUGUCAUCAAUCCUUGUGUGGAUCCAUGUGGGAAACCUGUCAUCAAUCCUUGUGUGAGACCAGUGGUCAACCCUUGUGUGGAUCCCUGUGUGAAACCUGUCAUCAAUCCUUGUGUGGAUCCCUGCGCAAAACCUGUCGUCAAUCCUUGUGUGAUUCCUUUUGUGAAUCCUUGCACCAACCCAUGCAACAACCCUUGCGCGAUCCCUUGCAACUAUGUGCUGCCGCGCUGUGAUUACGACUGCAAGGAAGUUGUCCUCAAAGAUUGUUCUCUUGACUGCCAGGUUGUGCGCACCUGCGAAGAUUUGGUUCUGCAGGUUCGUUGUGUUGACCUGAUAAAAUCCUGGAACUGUCAGAAUCGUCAGGAGCAUCACACCAAUGGUUUCCGCAGUGAUCACCUCAUUGUCCGUAGAGGACAGGGUUUCCAGAUGUGGAUUGAGCUUUCCCGGCCAUUCAACCCAAAAUGUGACAAACUUCACCUGGAGCUGAGACUCGGUAAUAUUCCAUCCGUUUGCAAAGGCACUCUGGUGAUUGUUCCAUUGGUGGAUGAAUUCAAGAAAAAUGGCUGGGAGGCCAAGAUUGUCGAACGGGUACAAAACCGAAUCAAACUGUGUGUAUACUCCCUUCCAACUGCUUGUAUUGGACGAUACAGCCUCACCAUUGUGACUUGCGGCCCGAAGGGCAGGGCCACUUCAUUUUGCAACCCUUGCAAUGACAUUUACAUGCUGUUCAACCCAUGGUGUAAAGAUGACUCUGUGUAUCUGGAUGACGAGGCCCAGAGAGUUGAGUAUGUGCUGAAUGACGUGGGCAAAAUCUACUAUGGAACUAAACAUCAGAUCGCUUCCAGAACCUGGCACUUUGGUCAAUUUGAUGAAGGAGUCUUGGAUGCAUGUUUCUACGUGUUGGCGAAGAGUGGUGCCCCUUCCACUGGAUGGGGAAACCCUGUUAACGUGGCAAGAGUGAUAUCUGCCAUGAUUAAUGCCAAUGAUGACUGUGGUGUGCUGGUGGGUAACUGGUCAAACUGCUAUGGAGAUGGAACCGCUCCUACAUCCUGGUGUGGCAGCAGUGCCAUCCUGAAACAGUACCAAAAAUGUGGAGUACCUGUCAAAUAUGGGCAGAGCUCAGCCUUUGCUGGAGUCACCAACACAUUGUUGAGGUGUUUCGGCAUUCCUGCUCGUCCAGUCACAAACUUCUGUUCUGCUCAUGAUACUGAUGUGUCUAUGACUGUAGACAUUUAUCUUGAUGAGAACUGCGAUCUGAUCGAUAGCCUGAAUCGUGAUUCAAUCUGGAACUUCCACGUGUGGAAUGAGGCUUGGAUGGCUCGACCUGAUCUGCCAUGUGGAUUUGGAGGUUGGCAGGUGGUUGAUUCCACUCCUCAGGAAACCAGCCAGGGCAUCUUCCGCUGCGGCCCUACCUCUGUUGCUGCGAUCCGCAGCGGGCAGGUCUUCCUUAAAUAUGACACACCUUUUGUUUUUGCUGAGGUGAACAGUGAUGUAGUCUUCUGGCAGCGCACAGCUUGUGGAACAUUCUGUGUGGUCCAUGUCGACAGAAACGCAAUAGGCCACUGCAUCAGCACCAAGGCUGUCGGCUCAGACAAACGUGUGGAUAUCACACACAACUACAAACACCCUGAAGGCUCAGAGGAGGAGCGCCGCGCUUUGGAAACGGCCCUUCGUCAUGGCAGCAAGAAGUGCGUAUACCCACUGCCCUGUGCUGAGGAUGUAGUCUGUGAUAUCACCCUGAAGGGUGAUGGCCUGUGUUGUAUGGGCAAGGAUGCUGUGCUCUGCAUUGCUCUAAAGAACAAAUGCAGCUCUGCUCGUAGUGUCACCCUCCACAGCCAGGUGUCUGCCACAUACUAUACUGGAGUCCACAAGGCCUUGGUGAAGAAGGACCAGACAUGCUUUGAGCUCAAUGCCAGCGAAACCAAGGUUCUGGAGUGGGCUUUGCGAUAUGAAGAAUACAAGACACACCUGGUGGAUCAUUCAACAAUGAUAGUCACUGUUGCUGGACAGGUCACUCAGACUAAGCAGAUUGUGGCCAAACACUUCAACUUUAGACUGUGCACACCUGAUCUUGUUAUUUCUCCUGGAUGUGACUGCGUGGUGGGCAAAGAAGUGCCAAUAAAAAUCAGUUUCCAGAACCCUCUGCCCUGCGUGCUGAAGAACGCGAUUUUCCGUGUCGAGGGACUAGGACUAAAGCAAUGCAGAUCAAUUAACUACGGUGAGAUUGCAAGCCUGGCCACGGUGAACCUGACUGAGAAAUUUAUUCCUAAGUGUCCUGGCCCUUACAAACUUCUGGCAUCGCUGGACUGUCCUCAGCUGACUCAGGUGCAUGGAUGCACCGACGUUGUUGUCAAAGAAAAGUGAACAAACACUCAAAUGAGUGGAGGAGCAGAACGCUUUCAGCAUCUCAUAACUGAUUUGCAGAGUUAAAAAAAGGGAAUUUUAGUUAUGUAAUCUUUAGUAAAGGGUGAAACAAAGGGUAUGUUUAAUUUUGGGGUCUUGCUUUCAGAGGAUGAAUUAUGCCAGACAUUGCUUUUAUGGGAGUAAUACUGAAAUUUGUUGAUUCACAUAUUUAAAGAGAUUGCAAAUACCAAAACAUUCUAAUCAUUCUAAACAACUUCAAUUGCUUUGUUUUGUUAUGUAAUCAACCUAACCAAAUGACAACAUGUGGUUGUGUUCAAUUAUUUACUCCUUUUAGCUGCACAUAAUAUGUCCUCCCUG